CGCUCCAGUCUCUCUUGUCCGCUGAUUCGUUCAAUGUGUAACGAUAAAUCGCACGUCAUAAAAACGAUUUGUGUUUUUUCAUUGGGUUAAUUACAGAGAGAAGCUGAGGGUUGGGUGUUGCGAUUGUUGACUUUAGUUGAGUUUCUUUUUGAGUUGGGAAGGUGGUGGAGGCUCCACCGGGGUAUCAAGAUGCCGUUGAGCAUCAAGGUUAACCUCCGGGUAACCGGACACUGCAAUCAGGGCGGCAGAAAGUACAUGGAGGACAUGUUCAGUGUUGCUUACCAACAGACGUCCGAUGAUAAGGACUUGGAGUAUGCGUUUUUUGGUAUAUUCGAUGGACAUGGGGGUGGCGAGGCUGCCACAUUCGCCAAGGAACAUCUCAUGGAUAUUAUUGUCAAGCAGAAGAACUUUUGGAGUGACAAGGACGAGGAUGUGCUCAGGGCUAUACGCGAUGGUUAUGUUAAUACACAUUAUGCCAUGUGGCGGGAACUUGAUAAAUGGCCGAGGACAGCGUCAGGUCUGCCCUCGACAGCGGGCACGACAGCCAGCAUCGCAUUUAUCCGCAAAGGCAAGAUCUACAUCGGCCACGUCGGUGAUUCAGCGAUAAUCCUGGGUUACCAGGACGAAGGGGACCCAAACUGGAAAGCCAGGCCCCUCACCAAGGACCACAAGCCCGAAUCAGUUCCAGAGAUGACUCGUAUCCAGGAGUCCGGUGGCAAAGUCGUCUCGAAAUCAGGUGUCCCCAGAGUCGUGUGGAAUCGUCCUCGAAUCGGUCACAAAGGCCCAGUCCGUCGUUCCACCCACAUCGACGAAAUUCCCUUCCUCGCAGUGGCGAGAUCCCUGGGGGACCUCUGGAGCUACAACUCCGAGCUCGACACCUUCGUUGUCUCCCCCGAGCCCGACGUCAAGGUCGUCACAGUUGACGUCAAGUCCCAUCGCUGCUUGAUCUUCGGUACAGACGGCCUCUGGAACAUGCUGACACCUGAGGUGGCAGUCUCCCUGGUUCAACGAGCCGAGAGACACAACGAGAAGCAUUUCAUUGCCUCCCAGCAGACUGGCAAUGGCACUGACACCCAGAUGUGGAUAAAUCCAUCAAAGAGCCUGGUGGACUCAGCCCUGGAGCGAUGGUCCUCCACUCGUCUGCGAGCUGAUAACACAAGUGUUGUAACACUGAUGCUGGACCCACCAGGCCCUUCUCGAGGGGAAGUCCUUUUGUCUCGUAAGAAAGAGAAAAUGUCACUACCAAAAUCACCUCAACCACAACCUCAACCACGUCCUUGUGCAUCAGUCUACCCAUACAUUCGAGAUUUGUAUGCUGGUAAACCAGGACCACAGCCUGGACAGUCACAAGAACCCGCUGCAGUCCCUCAAACUGUGGAUCCAACUGGCGAUGCAACCGAGGGGAUUGCAUCUGAUUUUAAGAAUGAUCAGCCCCCCCAGUACCCUUCCUGUGCACAUCACACCCCUCCACAAGUCCCUGGAGAUACUCCAGAGGUUUCGAAAGCUCCAGAGGAUCCAAAAGCCUCGACUGAAUCAUCAGAACUCGUUGAAAAAACUGAAUCGUCCAAAGACAGCAACGACGUCGUCCAGUCGUCAAUAACGGUGGAGACCCCUUCGGUCGCCAAUGAGGCACCUGAAUCUCCGGUGGGAUCUCCAGAGGUUCAGAAGUCAUCUGCAGAGAAUUUGAAGGCCUCAGAGAGCAUUCAAGUUGCUGAAGUGUCUUCGAGUGAUGCUGCGACCUUCCAAAAUGGUGCUGAUGACUUGGAAGCCAAGAGAACUCUCGAAGAUUCACCAGAGGAUUCUGAAUCAGAGAAACCAGACUCUCCAUCCAAGGACUUGGAGGCUCUCUCCACCCAGACUCCACCUCUGAAUCAGUCCAGGAAACUCCUGAACCCUUCGAAUAAUCUUCAGAAAUUGCUGAUGUCGACGAAAUCAGAGACCUUCAAGAUCACGAGGCAGAGUGAUUUCUCGGGAUCUUGUGACGAAUUGAAGAAUGGCCCUAGGCUGAGAAAAUCCACACAGUUUGGUAUUCAAAGUAUCAAGGAAGUGUCCACGACAUUGACUACCAGAAGGAGAGCCCACUCGACGAUUUCGGAGAAGAGGGGGACUCUGUUGAUUGCUAGAAGUGCUAAGAGACGUACAGUUGUUGGUAAUCACUCCCAGAUGAUGCCAGCAACUUCUUCAUCGAGAUUGGCGGGGAAAAAGGAGGCAGAGGUGGCUGAUUGCAUGAGAGAAUCCGUUGAUUUGUCGGUGGAUCCCAUUAGAGAGGGCUCAGCUAAGAGGAGGCACAGUUCGACGUUUGAAAAGGAGGAGGAGAUGUUCGGUGUUCAGGAGCCCUGCUCGAAGAGGAGGACCAGGUCGGAGGACAGGAGGUGCCCGGGGGAUGAGAAUGAUCCUGACAAUCAGGGGAAGCAAGUGCCCAAGCAGCAGAGUCGAGUCAGAUGGCCGGCCUGUUCAAUCGCCUCGAAGACACGAAGUUCUACGCCGGGAACGUCCUACACUUCGGCCGGCACGAAGGACUCUCAUCAGGAAAAAAUGUCCCCUGGGUAUCAACGGAGGAGCCUGGAGAAGAAGGCGACCCCAGUGAAGACAAUCAGGAGGCCAUCGAUCAAUGGAGUUAAUCGUGUCCAACUGCGAGGAAGUUUUGCUCUCAGGGACUCCCUCAGCCCCUGGGACCAGUCCAAGGGCUCCAGAAGGUCCACCUACGGGGAGAGGAGGAGCACUUCCCUUGGGAGAGGGAGUGGAGAGCCCUCCAGCACACCUCAGAUGUGGCUGAGGUCUGACACCAUCGCUGCAACUCCAAUCAAAACACUGAGGUCCAGGAAUGUUGAUAUCACUGGGCACACGGUGCCUCCUCAGGUUGCCCAUCAGUAUGGAAUUGUCAAGCAGAACAGAAGUGUUGGGAGCAAGGUGACUAACAGUGGGGGCAAGGGAAAAAUUAAGCAGGGGACGAGUCUUGGGGGCGGGGGGAGCAGUGGAACUGUUGGUGGAGGCGUCGGUGGGAUUGCUAAGAGAGUCAAGUCUGUUAGUCCUUAUAAUCCCAGUGCUAGGUCGCUCAACACGAGAUCCAGGCUCAAACGGCUAGGGAAGUAAAUUUUUAUUUGAAUUCUGAGUUAUUGAAUUGUUUUUAGUAGUGAAGGGAGUAGAGGGGGAACUUUUUUGGUGGUAUCUCGGAAUUCAGGGGGAGAGGGGAGAUUUUUUUUGGGGAAUAGUUAGUGGGGAUGAAAGGCCAGUCCUUCAAAUUUCGAGAUAUUUGAAACGAGAGCCUGAAUGGGGGGAAUAGGAUGGCGGGAGUUUUUGGAGAAUGUCUUUGGAUCUAGGGAGAUGGAGAAUUCUUAUGAAGACUUUUUUGCAGAGGUUGAGAGCUGCAAAAUGGCUCUUGUGGAAUGUUCAAAAACUCCUUGGAGUUAUGGGAGAUGACGAAACUAAUUUUGAAGGAAAUUAUUCCUUGUUUAGUUGGGAUCAGUUUUGUAGGGACAAUUGAUUGCUACAAAAAGAAAUCGUUGCAAAUAUUUUGACAGUUUUUCUUUUCGAGAUUUAAUGAAAAUUAGGAGCUACAAAAAAUGUUUUGAUAGGUCCUUCGAAUGAUGAGAUAUCCAGCAAAAAAAGCUUAGUCAUCGAGGUAUAGACUUCACUACUGAAUUUUCUUUUAAUUGUAGAUAGUAUUGUUCCUUCAGUUUGGUUUUUUCUUGUUUAGGUGAUUAUUAUUUUUCGUUUUUGAAUUCUGUCGAAUUCGGCAGUGUCUUUUUUUACCUACUGGAACUUUUUCAAGAAAUAUAACAUUUGAGUUGAGAAUUAUUGUACUCUUGAGCCCUUGAUGUUCUUCCGAACUGUGGAAUACACUGAUAUUUCCAUAAUUUUUAUGUUACGUAAAUUAGUUGAUUGUUAUGUGAACGGAGAAAAUAGAAGUUGAGGGUUUUUCACAUUAGUUUUAUUUUUAUUUUUGGGGGUUACGAUUAUUUUGAUAAAUGGAUAAUGCAAUUUGUGUCAUUAGCAUCAGAAAUUUGUGCGCAUAUGUCUGUACAUUUUUUCUCUGUAUCAUUCAUCAUUGAGAUAAAUUUUCAAUUGAUGAUUGAGCAUUUGUAUCAAAUAUAAAGUCUUCAUCAACUACAUAAUUAUUUUGAUGAUGGUUGAUGCUGGGAAAGAAUCUUCUAAGGCCUUUGUUGUUGAUUAUAAAAAUUUCCACAAGAACGAUUUCUGAAAUCUGAAAAUUAGCUUUCACGCGGACUUCUUCAUUCACUUUAUCAUUAUACUGUUGUUUCCAAUAUGAAAAAAGCAACACAAAACGAUCAAUCAAUACCUCAAAUUUUCGAUUAUUUCAAUACUUUCAACACUUCAAUUCUUUCCUAGUGACACAAAUUUCACUCUGAAUUUCUAAUUAGAAUCGAAAUAGUCUUAUUUUUCACCCACCAAACAUAAAAUAAUCAAAUGUUCAAUAAAAAAAAUUGAGAAUCGAACUUCCGGUAAAUUAACGAAUCAAUCUUAUCAUGAUGCUCUGAUUAAUCAACGAUAGUCAACGGAAUGUUCGUUGAAUCCAUCAUGUCGUCUUUAUCGUCUUCCUUUAAAACUUAUUUCACAGUGAAGUGGUGAAACGACACAGAACAGAUCAAUUUUUUACAUUUUGUUGAAGAAUAAAGUAUUCCGGUAAUGACAGCAUGCCGGUAUGAAUUCUAACAUCUUUAUUAAUUUCCCAAUUAUUUAAAAAAAAAAGUGACUUUUGGAGAAAAGUCAAAAUUUCGACGAAAAAAAAAGUCCUCUGACAUUUUCUCUUAAAUCUAUUCCUAUUUUCUUGAUUUAAUUCAACAACAUAAUGUAAAAAAUGGCUCUAUUGUUUUAACACUACACUACGAAUUUCCACGUCAUGAAUAAUUCAUUGUCUGAGUUUUUUUUUUCAUCACCACCGAACUAAUUGAUUGAUUAAAAUACAUCAUCACAAAAUUACCGCCCUACACUAGAGUUUAGACUGAUGUCCCUCUUCUUUUAUACUAAGAAACUAAAUGGAAAAUGAAAAUUUCUGAUGAACUUUCUAAUUACAGGGAUCUCCACUUAAAUUAUUUAAGCUGUAGAAAAAAUGACAAAAAUACUAAAAUUACCUAAAAUGUAAAAAAGAAGAUUUAUAACGACACGUGCCUAUUAAGUUACCAAGCUGAGUGGCUAAUAAGCGAAAAAAAAUGUGAAAUUGAGAAUUAUAAAGAGUAUAAAGAUAUAAAUAAUACCUCGAUAGUGUUUUACGUGUACAGAUGAGUGAAUUUAUGAACAGAGUGAUUGGAAAAUUUGGGGCAGUCGUAUAUGUAAUGAAAUUGGAAUAUAAAUUUUGGAAUUUUAUUUUGAAAUGGUCAAACGGAAUUGAUGACCGACAUCGAUAUCAACUAUACGAUUAUUUCGCUGAUGAAUGGCUUCAGGGGAAAAUGUCAAGAGGUGUUCAGUCUAGAGAAUUGAAUUCUCUGUAGAGAAUGUCUGUUGACACUUUUAUAAACUCUACAAUUUCGAAGAUGAUCCAAAAAAUUGGAAGUUUUUCAAAAUAAAAAAUUUCUUAUAAAUUAUCUAAUUGGCUCGGGAAUUAAUGAAUUUUUAAAUUAUCUUAAGGGAAUUCUUUGCGAAGAAUUGAAUUUCCAACAAAGAAUAUCUCGAGACUUUUUCUCGUCAUGUAUCAGUUAUACUCGCAACAUCACUUCUCGAAAUAAGAACGUUUUUUCAUUUCAAUACUGGAUUCAACAAAUUAUUUGAUUGAUUGAAAAAUUAUUUUGUGUGCAAGUUGUGCACAUGAACAAAUUAUAUAUACGACUUAAGAUUUAAUUAUCAUAGAGUGAUUUAUAGAUUAAAAUCUAUAUUAUUUGUAGUAGAAGAAAAUGAGAUCAAGUAUUUUUUGAUUAUCGAGUUGAUUCGCUUUAAAAAUUGAAUUAAUCAAAUUAGUAUUAGGACAAUCAGAGAUUGUGAGAAUUCAUCAUUUUGUUUUUAUUUUCGAGGAUUUUAGAUUAAUGUGGUGGGCCCACAAUUAUAAAUAAAUGAAUUGAAAAAGCGUAAGUGAACUCGAACAAGAAAAAAAACAUGUGAUUUAAUUGAUGCGUGGAAACAGCACCAGAAGCAUUGAAAUCUGUAUAUUUUAAUGGAAUGAAGAGGCUUCAGAGUUGGGGUGAAGAAUAAUUAAUAAUAAAAGUAUAAAUUGUCAAUACU
Diachasma alloeum is the source of this 6174-nucleotide messenger RNA. It is a transcript of the gene Pp2C1, whose product is annotated as serine/arginine repetitive matrix protein 2. The transcript is spliced from 2 exons. Lineage: Eukaryota; Metazoa; Arthropoda; Insecta; Hymenoptera; Braconidae. Gene Ontology annotation, molecular function: mitogen-activated protein kinase binding; protein serine/threonine phosphatase activity; cation binding. Gene Ontology annotation, biological process: protein dephosphorylation. The coding region runs from base 190 to 3093 and encodes 967 amino acids. Gene Ontology annotation, cellular component: cytosol; nucleus. The record is from RefSeq and is a predicted model, not a curated record.